Astrephomene gubernaculifera is the source of this 5507-nucleotide messenger RNA. Lineage: Eukaryota; Viridiplantae; Chlorophyta; Chlorophyceae; Chlamydomonadales; Astrephomenaceae. The record is from the annotation of a GenBank genome assembly.
CGGCUGGGGCCUGGGGGGCCAGCUGCGGAGCUACUCACGGACGGCAGCGGGGCAGGCCAGGAACCCCAACGAGCCGCUCAUGUGGAUGAGAAACCCGAUUGCAACCGUCGCCGUGAGCGGUCUGUCAGGUCCUUGCGCGGAAUCCGGUGGAGACAACGGGGGUGGUGGUGGCAGGGGCGCACAGGACCCAGCAGCCCUUGCCUGUCCGCCGGCGGUGCUUGCAGUCGCUGGCACCCCGGUUGGUGCCCUCGGCAGCGUGCCGGAAAGAAGCGCCUGCGCCCCCGGCGGCCCGUCCAUGCUGAGCGGUCCAACAGAGUCCACGGCAGGUGGUGCAGAGCCGCCUCAGCCUGGCAAGCAUGCGCCGCACACCGUUUCGGGCUCAGCUCAUGCGGCCGAGGCGGCGCGAGCUAAGGCUUUCCGAGGCCUAGCCGGUGGCUCUAGCAGUGACAUGCAGCAGGCGUCGGCACAGGAGUCGGCGGCGGAGGGUUUGAAGGCCGCUCGACGUUCCCCCCAGAGCGGGAUUACAACAAAUGACUGUGACGACUUGCUGCUGAUACCGCUUCCGAGCUCCGAGCAAGUUCCCGCAUUACCGCCCUCGCCCUUCACCCGUCAUUACAACAGCGGUAUGCCGUCGCCGCCCUCCGUUGUCCCCACGGUACCCUCCCGAUUGGGCCCCGGGGUGCCUUCCCCCACCCUCGCUGCGAUGACAACCGUGUCCGACCUCCCGCCGUCGGCUUUUGCCAUUUCCAUGGCUUACAGCAGUGCCCCGGGUAUCAUCUGCGCGGAGGGCGACGCCGCUGCGCGCACCACCCAGUGCGGACCCCAGCAGCAGCAGCAGCAGCAGCAGCAUGGCAGCGGGGAGGAUCUCACGGGCAGCCCCACCGCUGCAGAGCUGCUAGCGCUGCUGGCGGGGGCAGGCAGCGGAGGGGACGGCGCGCAGGGCAGCACCGCAGGUGACGGCCCUUCUGAUCUCUUCGGCCUUCCCCCCAUCAGCGCACCUGCCACCCUGCCGGCGCGCGGCAUGGACCGUGACCCUCGGCUGCGGAGGAGCUCCUCGCGCGAUCUGGGCGCCAUCUUCAUCAGCGGUGUACGGCAGGGUGACAAGAGGGCUGCGUCCGCGAAACACGCUGCGAGAGAUGCAUGUCAGCCACGUGGUGCGGCUGCGGCUGCGGCUGCGGCUGCGGCUGCUGACGGAGGAGAUGGUGGCGGUGUGCUCAGCGGCCUGCAGCAGCGCGAGUCCAGUCGCACACGAGCGCACACCUACCACGGAUACCAGCUGCAGCUGGCCUCCGCGCCGGCUCCGCUUGCGGGCGGCAGGCGGCGCUCGACGCACGCGGGCUCGCAGCACCCGCAGCCGCCGUUGCCGCAUGCUGCGGGGCAGUCGAUGCGUGCGGUCCGGCCGGCCACCAUGAGCCUGGUGCACUCGCGCACUCAGGCGCUGGAGUUGAUCCCGCUGCCGGCCAAGCUGCCCGAGGUGCGCCAGACGUGGCGUCAGCUGUGCGCCGCCAACUGGCCGCUGCUGCCGCAGCUCCCGCGCGCCUGCAGCACUUCCUACGACGCCCCGCGACCUGCUGCGGCUGCUGCUGCUGCCGGCGGCGGAGGGCUGGGGCCGCUGCAGCCGCACCCAGAGGCUGAGGGCGACGAGGAGGAGCCGGCCGCGCCGCCCAGCCGCCCCCAGCUGCUGCCCGCCGGCUCCAGUAAGGCGCUCAAUAAGGGGGCGACACUGCUGUUCAGAGGGUGCCGCGUGCGCAUGGGUCUGCACACCGGCAUCCCGCUCACCACCGACGUCACCUUCAACCGCACCACGGGUCACAUGGCGUACAGCGGCUUGCCCCUCAAGACCGCCAAGGCGGUGGGCGACUGUGCUGCGGGCGGCAGUGUGCUGCUGUCCAACACCACCUUCAGCCUGGUGGCUCCGCACCUGGCGGAGCUGCCCGGACAUGCGCAGGCGCUGUACUGCGGGGAUGCGCAGGUGGGUGGUUGGGUGGGGAAAGAGGACGACCGGUGUAUCCCUCACCCAAAUCGCCCUGACGUUGUGCUGGCUGGUUGCCCUGGCACGCCCCGCACCCCACCCUGCUGCCCUGACCUCGCUCCUGCCGCGCCGCAGAUCGAGCUGAGCAUCCGCUCUCUGUAUAUGUUGGUGGGGCGGGAGCAGCAGCCGCGGCUGGGCUACCUGCCGCCGCUGCGCAACCUGCGCCUGCUGCAGCACGGCAACCUGGAGGCGCCCACGGGCACGGUGGCCAUCUGCUUCAUGACAGUGGCGGGGGCCACCAAGGCGGUGGCGGAGCUGGGGCAGCCGGCGGUCAGCGCACUGCAGCAGUUCAAGACCAUUGUAACCCACGAGUGCUACGGCUGCGGCGGUUUUGUGGUGGAGGCCACGGAUGGGCUGUGUUUGGCGGCGUUCAUGGAGCCGGCCGCAGGGGCCAUAUGGGCCCUGCGCUGUAAGGAGGCCAUCACGGCUCACAGCUGGUCGCGCGAGGUCCUCUCCUCGCCGCACUUCCAAGAGGUCAAGGAGUACACCAAAAUAUACCGGGGCCGCGGCCUGCCGUCGCGGCGCGUGGCGCAUGUCCUGUACCGCGGGCCGCGCAUCCGCACCGGGAUAGCGGUGGGUCCCGUUACCGCAGAGGUGUCCUCCUCCACUGCGCGGCUGGCUUACCGCGGCAAGGUCAUGAACCGCUCCGCACGGGUGGCAUCCAAGGCGGCGGACAACCAGGUGCUGCUGUCCUACGCCGCAUGGCAGCGGGUGGUGGCCACAGUGGGGCUGCAUGCGCUGGCAGAGGACAUGCACCCCGGCAGGAACGAAUCCACAGGCGGCAGGCAGCCCACCGCCGGCAAUGGCGGCGGCAUCUCCCCAGCAGCAGCACCCACCCCUCAUCCCACCCACGCCGGCUUCACAGCGAGCGGUGGCACCAGCCCCACCCUCUGUGCCAGCCCCAUGCCCCAUGCGGGCGGUGCCCCGCUGCAACAGGUCCCCAGCGCGACCUCCGUGUCGGGUAUUGUCCCGGCGGCUGCGGCGGCGGCGGCGCCCAGCAGCGGUUCCGGAGCGCCCCGCAACCUGUUGUUGAUGGCGGCUGCGGCUCUGCUGCACGACGAAGGCGACCCGGAGGAAGCAGAGGCGCUGUUGGCAGCGGCCGCGGAGGCGGUGGCGGCGCUUCCCUCGCUGCCGGCAGGGUUUGCGCUGGCAGGGAGCAGUGCGGGUGUGUUCACGCUCAAGGGGGUGCCGGAGCCGCAGGAGCUGUUCGAGGUGAGGAUGGAGGCGGCGCCGCCGGCAGCGGCCGCUUCUAGGCCAGGUGGUGCGGCUGCCGGCGGGUCGGACGCGGGGAGGCUGGCGGCGGCGGCCGUGGACUCCGCACCCCGGCCCGACAUUCCUUCCCCCUCACCCAGCGUCUCCACCACCCACACAAUGUCGGCCACGUUCACUCGUGUGCCCUCGCAUGCGGCCCAGCAGCAGCAGCAGCCCCUGCAGCGUCCGGACGGCAGUGUGAGCGCCUCCUCCUACGCCGCCGCCGCCGCCGCUAGCAGCAGCCAGCCUGGAGGAGCCAUACCGUCAGCGGCGUCUGGCGGCGCAGGGAGCCGACUGCAGCGGAGCUCUCAGGAGUUCAGCCCGGCAGCAGCAGCAGCUCGCGGGACAGAGCGAGGGACGCUCAGACAGCUCCAACAGACUGCGCCACAUGCCGUCCGCCAGGCGACGGCGCGUGCGGGCGAGGCUGCGCCCGCGGGGCUUGCCGACCCCCACCUGCACACGGCUGACAGCGUUGGUGCGAUGCAUGAGGCGGGCGGCGAGGAUUCAGUGCCCCAUGGGUCGUCCGUGCUUGGGAAGCUCGACUCCACUGAGCUGGCGCAGCUGCGAGCGGCGGCCGAGGAGGCCAGUGUGGCGGGGUGGAGUGCAGCGGCGGUUGACCCAGCCCUCGCAGCUUGUGGCAGUGUCGGCGGCAGCAUGGUUGGCUGUGCAGAGACAGGGCUAGGGGAUCAGGCGCCCAAGCCACCGGGCGAUACCUCGGGUGCUGCCGCUGCCGUACCGCCCAAGAAGCCGCUGGCGGGGGAUGCGCUGCUUGAGGCGAUGGUGGCGGCGAUGAUGCAAGCGGAGGAGGAGGGCGAGCAGGCUGGCGGGCCUGCAGAUGCAGGCGCGGAGGAGCCAGGCAGUGCCGCACAUGGCUGAUUGCCGACAGGAGGGGAUGGCUUUGUACGGCCGGCCGCUGCUGAGGCGCCAGGAUUGGAGGGAUUGCAGUGUGGUCGCUGGGGCGUGCAGGAGCAGGGCCUCUCGGGGUUGUCGUAGAGGUGGGUGGUCGUGAAGGACGGCUUGUCGACGUGCGCGCGCUGUUGAGAUGAAACGCGAGUAACAUGUGUGCUGGGAGGGGCUUAUGAGCACAAUGGUGGCUCAAGACCUAAGCCGGCGUUUGAAAGAGUGAAGAAGAGAGUUCAAAUGUCAAUGCAGUGAAGGCGACAAUGAUGGUUUUGCUCCACGUGACUGAGGCACAGGUAUUUGCACCUUACCGGUAUCUUACGUUGGUCGGACUCGAUAGCUUUCACGUGCAUGAUACACAUGCAAACGGAAUGGUUAACAGGGUUAUGGUUCGAAGUGUGGUGGCGGAGAAGGGUUCCAACCUCGCUCACCGCUGCCCCUGAAAGCAGGAUGAGUAGGUCAGGGGCAGAUACAGGCGCAACUAAGACUGCAAGACAAUGGAGAUUGAUGAGGAAUGAGUACGGGUAUGCUGCGUACAAAUGACGUGAGUGCAUUUCCUUUUAUGCAUUUUUGCACAAAGUUGCCGGGUAUGUUGAUACAACUGCCGCGACAGAGAGAAAGUGAUGUGCUUUUAUCGGUUUAUGCCUGAGCCAUUUUCAUGGGUAGCGUGCCAGUUGCAUGUGGCCCCGUGUCCGUUGCACCGUGUUUUAUCCGCAUCAGCGGAAAUUUUGAUGCGGAGUUGACCAGCCAGGGUUCAGUGUUGCUUAGCAGCAGGCGGCUUGGAUAUAGUCCAAGAUUUAUGUGGUGGUACAUAUAGGGCCUUUUGUUCAAUUGCAUGCCGGAGCGACAGAAGUAUAUGUUUACCCGGUCAAUAUACCGGCUUAUGGGGAGGGGCGAGGGCCCGUGUUGUCCGCACGAUGGCACUGACACCGACCCGCUGAGAGAGAACGAAAAUGUUUAAUAUAAUCACUUCCAUUGUCAGCACAUAGUGUGCAGCGCGGGCGUUGUUGUAGGGGUGUGUGGGGAGGCGCACUACUAAGAUAAUCCUGUAUUGCAGUGGCCGCAUUUGGUAGCUACCCCAACAUCGAGGAUUUCAUGUAACCCCGUCAUCCCCAUGCACGUUUAAUUGAGAUACGAAGCGGGCGGGCAGGCCGCCCUUGCAGAGCCGCUGCCUGUUUGUGCACGGCGUUGCUGCUGCGUAGCUGCAUGAGGCAGACCCUAGGCAUGGGUUAGGGGACUUCCCGGUCGCUUGCUCCAACCCUCACUGAGCAGGGAGCUGGUAGCGCUAUGCUGCAACUUGGGCCAUGCUCGUCGUUUGUACAGC